This is a messenger RNA of Seminavis robusta, 3528 nucleotides long. NCBI's taxonomy places the organism in Eukaryota, Bacillariophyta, Bacillariophyceae, Naviculales, Naviculaceae. The record is from the annotation of a GenBank genome assembly.
AUGAAGUCCAAGGCAACUACUUCGGUUGUUUCUGGUGACGAUGAUGACCUCGAGUCAAUCGGUUCAAAUUUUGAUGAGAUGGGCACCUCGACUACAGCAAUUCGGGAAGACCCAUUUCCUGUGAAGAGAGAUGAGAUCAAGGAGGUCCAAAAGAUGGCUAAGAAGGACACCAGAAGUGUCCAGCUCUGGCGUCUAGUGGCCACAGGCGCCUUACUGGUAACUGCCUUUGUUGUGACUUACUCCACUUACACUCUACUGAAGAAAGAGGAAAAGAACAAUUUUGAGACUGCCUUCCAGCAGUUCUCUCGUGCUCUUAGUGAGACUUCAGUGAAGCAAAUGCAAGAGUUGAGAGAUGGCUUGGACCAGCUAGGAAACUUCAUCUCUGUCUGGGCCCACAGUGAUAAGAACAAAGAGUUUUUUCCAUUUGUCACCCUCCCUACAUUUGAGACUAUUGCUCCUGGCAUCAUCAAGCAAGCCCACAUUGAGACUAUUGCCUAUAGUCCAUUUGUGAGAGCCGACCAGAAGGAAGCCUGGCUGGACUAUGCCAACAAGAACAAAGGCUGGGUGAUUGAGAGUCACAUGCAGCAAAUGGGAUCCCUUCAGAGACUCAAGGGAGGUGAAAAUACCUACGUCAACGACAUGACAUUGUUAACUCCAGAGGGGGUCAUUCCCGACCCAGAACCUCGAGAGUAUUAUUUCCCUGCGUGGUCAUACAGUCCUCCUCCAGUCACUCAUGGUGGCAUCAACGUGAAUGUUGAACUUGUUUUCCCACAACUGAUGGCUGCCAUGUUUGAACUGCAGAAUGAGACUCUAUUUACCGAAGUCAGAAGACAUCCUGGAAUCCCAAUCGCAUUUUCACCACAAGAGCAUGCCAGGUACCACUCUAAGCUCAAAAACUCCAAUGUGUCCAACCCUCAUUCCUUCUUUUUGCACCCAGUCUAUGCAAAGCCUGGCAAUAAGAGCUCAGGUGUUGCUGCCACAAUUUCUGGGGCCAUGGCUUGGGAUGCUCCUCUCUUGAACUUGCUACCUACAGGAGUGGAAGGAAUCCAUGUAGUCAUCAAGAAUACAUGCAACCAAACUUACACGUACAACAUUGUGGGAGGUGAUGCUUUCUACCUUGGCCCUGGGGAUCACCAUGAGACAGAUUUUGACGAAAUGGAAGUAGAAAUUAGUCUGGAUUUGUCUACUCACCCUCAUUUCAGAGAGGUUGCCAAGAGUGGCCCAGGUGGACCCUGCCAUUACUCCAUGCAUAUCUACCCAAGCACAACCUUCCAAGAACUCUACGACACCAACACACCCGAAAUCUUUGCAGCAGUGAUUGCAGCCACAUUUGCCCUUGUGGCAGUUUCCUUCUUUAUCUACGACAUGAUGCAGCAAAGGAGGAACACCAACCUCAUCCACCAGGCUGCUCAGAGUAACAGUAUCGUGACCUCCUUGUUCCCCGAUCAUAUGAGAGACCGCUUGAUGAAUCAAGCCAAACAAAAGCAGUCAGUUGAACAGAAAAUCAAGUCGAAGGCAGCUGUGUUUCUGAAUGAUGGCACGGAUCUUACAGCCAAGAGCAUUGAUAUUAAUGAUGCGCCCCUGGCUGAUUUGUAUCUUGAAACAACGGUUUUGUAUGCGGACAUAUCAGGCUUUACUGCUUGGAGUUCUGUUAGAGAACCAUCACAAGUAUUCAUUCUCCUGGAAACUCUUUAUGGUUCAUUUGAUCUCAUUGCUCAACGUCGGCGUGUCUUCAAAGUGGAAACAGUGGGUGAUUGCUAUGUUGCUGUUUGUGGCCUACCAGACCCCAGAAAAGACCAUGCCCUGGCAAUGGCCAAGUUUGGGCAAGACAUCCUUCAAAGGAUGAAUGUGCUGACCAAGGAACUGGAGGUGCUCUUGGGACCAGACACAGGCGACCUCAAGCUCAGGAUUGGCAUUCACUCUGGCCCUGUGACAGCUGGUGUCCUUCGUGGGGAACGAGCUCGGUUCCAGCUUUUUGGCGAUACUGUCAACACCUGUGGUAGAAUUGAGAGUUCAGGUAUUCCUUCCAGGAUUCAUUGCUCGAAAGAAACAGCAGAACUCAUUAAGAUAGCGGGAAAAGAGCACUGGCUUGAAAAGAGGCUGGAGCCUAUUGAACUGAAAGGAAAAGGUUGCCUUGAAACCUACUGGAUUGCCGGGCGUAAUGACCGUGCCGGCAGUGACCAUUCGAAUGUGCUGAGUAAUGAGAAGUUUGUUCCUAUGGUACAGGGCCCUGUAUCUUAUGACAAGAGCAUCCAUGGAUUGGACGAGAAGACCAGUCGACUUAUAGACUGGAAUGUUGAGUCGCUACUUCGAAUCUUGAGGCAAAUCGUUGCGAGUCGCACAUCACAGCCGACACUAACAAAGAGCUCGGCUCGGCAGCAUCAUCUGGAAGAGGUGCCUCUGGAAGCUGUAAAAGAAAUCAUCCACCUUCCAGCCUUUGACAGCAAAAGGUGCAGGGAAAAGCAAGUAGAAACCAAGGCAGUGGAAAUCCCUGAUGAAAUUGUCAUGCAACUGCACCACCUUGUGAGUGUCAUCUCUACACUCUAUAAUGACAAUCCAUUCCAUAACUUUGAGCAUGCAAGUCAUGUGGUAAUGAGUGUCGCAAAGCUAAUGUCAAGAAUCAUUGCUCCAAACCAGUUUGGCCCCCGGGAGUCAGCUGCUGAGCUUCAUGACCACACCUAUGGCAUCACCUCAGAUCCCCUUACCCAAUUCGCCUGUGCAUUUUCAGCCUUGAUCCAUGAUGUUGAUCAUGUGGGAGUGUCCAAUGCCCAGCUUGUCAAGGAAGGAGUCUCCAUUGCUGCCAAAUACAAGGAGAGGAGUGUUGCAGAACAAAACUCAUUGGAAAUUGCUUGGAAGCUCUUGAUGGGUGAUGAGUAUGCUGAGCUUCGGUCCUUCCUCUUUGAGACCAAAGCUGAUCUGAGCCGAUUCCAAGACCUUGUUGUGAAUUCGGUCAUGGCAACGGACAUUGUGGACAAGGAUCUAAAGGCAUUAAGGAACCGCAGGUGGGACAAGGCCUUCAAGACAGGUGAAUUUGCCAGCUCAGGUCAACUUGAAGAAAAUGCCAGGGAUUCUGUCAACAGGAAAGCCACCAUCAUUAUUGAACACAUCAUCCAAGCCUCGGAUAUAUCGCACACAAUGCAGCACUGGCAUGUCUACAAGAAAUGGAAUCAGAAGCUGUUUGAGGAGCUUUAUGUAGCCUACUUGAAUGGAAGGAUGGAGAAGAAUCCCGCGGACUUUUGGUACAAUGGCGAAUUUGGCUUCUUUGAUUUCUACAUCAUCCCCUUGACACAGAAGUUGAAGGAUUGUGGAGUCUUUGGUGUCUCAAGUGAUGAGUUCUUGAACUAUGCCCGCACAAAUCGUGAGGAGUGGGCACUGAAGGGUGAAUCUGUGGUAGCAGAGUUCAUUGAGGAGUGCAAGUCCAAGUAUGGGGUCAAGGGAGGUCAGGUAGAGAUCGGACACUUGUUGCCACGUGGGUCUUCUGUCACUCUGCCUAUAGAAACUUUUGUAAAUGAGGACAUUGAAGUGUGA